AUGCUGCGCUUUUGUUCCCCGUGGCGGCGGGUUGGUGUGGAUCUGGUGGCGGUGAUCUGUGGCGACAUUCCCGGCCGAGUGGCUUUAAGCAGCCGCUGUGAUGGUGGACGGGGUUGUGCUGUAAUUAGCGGCCAGUGCGCUAAGCUGAGCUAUUUCAGGCUCCACUCUCAUGCGUCACGCAACCUCGGCUUAUACUACACCUUUACUCGGAGAUAUGUUCAGUAUUCUGGAUUUGUGGCGUGUUUGGGAUUCUCUCUCUCUCUCUCUCUCUCUCUCUCUCUCUCUUUCUCACACACACACACACACACACACACACACACACACACACACACACACACACACACUCUCUCUCUCUCUCUAAUUCUUUCCUCAGAGACAUGGAAUGGAGCUCCAGAACGUAUGCCAGUAACUACAGCUGUGAGUGAAUCUUCAUUUAUUCAUAGUGAAAAACUUCGCAGUCUCGCCCGAGACAUUUCUGAAAUCAGCCACGAGAAAGCCACAAGCCGAGAUGAUGCAGGAAAACCUGCUGGGGAAUCGGAUAAGCCCCGCCCAUGUCCAAGAGGAGGCGUGUGUUUCGCUGAUGGCCGAAGGAGAGUUGAUUAUGUGCUUGUGUAUCACUGCAAGAGACGCCUUUCCAUCAUCACCAAUGGCAACCUUUCGCCCGAGAGUCCCGCCCCUCUUCACACAGACACACAGGCCGAACCUGCGGAGGUGGAGCUGGAAGUGGACGUGGCUCCUGGGCCAGGAGAAGGAGAAAAAGCCCUGAUCAGGGAGGAGUUUGAGCGAGGGCUGCAGGAGCAGGGUCUGGAGAUCGAACGAGAUGGAGAGAUGAAGACAGUACGUUUUACACGUCUCCAUGUCCCCUGGUCUGUGCUAAGUCGUGAGGCAGAACUUCUUAAGAUCAAAGUUCCUACCAAAAGAAUUUAUGAGCUGAAGGAGAAAACAGGACUCGCUGGAGUUCUGAGUUCGCUUUGGGAGAAAAUAAAUCAGCCGUUCCAGCCGGGAGUCCCGGAUCCCCAAAAAAACCCCCACACACGAGUCCUGUCACUCCCCUUCAACAGAGAAAAACUACACUUGUUUGACAUCAAGUCGAGGAGCACGCUCUUCGACACUGCGACGCGAGGGAGAAUUGUGUUUGAGAUCCUGAGACGCACGGCGUGUACUCAGUCGUGUCACACUAUGGGAAUUGCGUCGUUACUUGCGAAAGGUGUUUACGACGCAGCGUUUCCUUUACAUGAUGGAGACUUUAUCUCCGAUGUUAAGGAGCUUCGCAAUGACAGACAGUUGUUACAUGAUGAAUGGGCCAAUUACGGAGUUUUCUUCAAGUAUCAGCCAGUCAACCUCAUCAGGAAGUACUUUGGGGAGAAGAUCGGUCUGUACUUCGCCUGGUUGGGAGUUUACACGCAGCUGCUCAUCCCCGCCUCAGCGAUGGGGAUUGUGGUGUUCCUGUACGGUUGGAUGACCGUCGAUACGAACGUGCCCAGUCAGGAGAUGUGUGAUAAGCAUCUGAACUUCACCAUGUGUCCUCUGUGUGAUGGAGUGUGUGAUUAUUGGCAGUUGAGCAGCAUGUGCAGCACAGCACGGGCCAGCUAUCUGUUCGACAACCACGCCACCGUCGCCUUCGCCAUCUUCAUGUGCCUCUGGGGGGCUGUGUUUCUGGAGCACUGGAAGAGGAGACAGCGGUGUCUGCAGCACAGCUGGGAUCUCACCGACGUCGAGGACGAGGAGCACAGAGCUGAAGACGAGCUGCGACCCGCGUAUGAGGAUUUCCUCCUUCAGAAGCGACAGAAAAAGAGCAAAAACAAAAAGAAAGACGAGUCGGAUGAGAGGUCAUGUGACAUUGGCAGAGAGAUGUUGCUAUCUGCAAAAGGAGGACAACCACUGUUUGCUUCAGAAUCUCUGACAUGGAGAGACCGGCUGCCGGGAUGCUGCAUCAACAUUUCCUCCAUCCUCCUAAUGGUGGGUGUCACACUGUCGGCGGUGUCUGGUGUCAUUCUGUACCGCAUCAUCGUUUUCGCAGUGAUGUCGAUGAACCCUGACCACGAGGCCAAGGCCAAUGUGCGUGUUACCGUGACAACCACAGCGGUCAUCAUCAACCUGCUUGUGGUUUUGGUGCUGGAUGAGAUCUAUGGCGCAGUGGCAGCCUGGAUCACAGAGCUAGAGAUUCCGAAGACUGAAGCAACGUUUGAGGAACACCUGAUCCUGAAGACUUUUCUGCUCAAGAGCAUGAACGCUUUCGCACCGGUCUUCUACGUGGCGUUCUUUAAGGGCAGGUUUGCAGGCCGUCCAGGUGACUACGUGUACGUCUUUAAAGAUUUCCGCAUGGAGGAGUGCGCUCCAUCAGGUUGCCUGAUUGAAGUGUGUAUUCAGCUUGGUAUGAUCAUGUUAGGGAAGCAGCUCAUCCAGAACAAUGUGUUUGAGAUCGCCAUCCCAAAGCUGAAGAAAAUGUAUCGUAAAUAUAAAGAGGAGAAAGAAGGAGGGGAGGAGAAGAAGAAGAAGAAGGACAAGGAUCCGAAUCGGCCACGGUACCGCUGGGACUUGGAUUACCAGCUGGAGCCAUUUGAGGGUCUGAGCCCGGAGUAUAUGGAAAUGAUUAUCCAGUAUGGGUUUGUUACUCUCUUCGUGGCCUCUUUCCCGCUGGCUCCAGUCUUUGCUCUGCUCAAUAACGUCAUUGAGAUUCGACUCGAUGCUGCAAAAUUUGUAACUGAAAUCCGGCGACCUGAUGCCGUCAGAGCAAAGGAGAUCGGAAUAUGGUACAACAUCCUGAGUGGCAUCAGCAAGUUUGCUGUUAUCACAAAUGCAUUUGUUAUUUCCUUCACGUCAGAGUUCAUUCCACGGAUGGUGUAUCAGUAUCUGUACAGUGAGACAGGAACUAUGCAUGGAUUUAUAGACCACACGCUGGCUUACUUCAACACCAGCAACUUCAAACCUGGCACCGCACCCAACAGCACACACUUCGACCGGGAACUCCGUAUCUGCAGGUAUAAAGAUUACCGAGAUCCCCCCUGGUCUCCUGACUCAUAUCAGCUCUCUAAGCAAUACUGGUCUGUGCUCGCUGCCCGACUCGCCUUUGUCAUCUUUUUCCAGAACCUGGCAAUGUUCCUGAGUAUGCUGGUGGCAUGGUUGAUUCCGGAUGUUCCCCGCUCUUUGAAGGACUGCCUGAAGCGGGAAAAAGCCCUGUUGCUAGAUCUUCUCCUUAGCGAGGAGGUGGAGAAGCAGCAGCGGCGAUCACAGAGUCCUUCCAACAUCAACAUAACAAUCAACACCUCAGAGGAGGAACCCGGAGAGAUGGAGCCAGACUGUAGCAUCAUGCUGCAAAGCCAGACAACUGAGAGUGAGUUACAGACUGCAGACAAUGAGAACCUACCCAGAGAGGAACCUGAAUCUACCACCAGUGAGCCGAUUAACCCUGAAAAAGACUGUCAUUCUCUUACCACAUCAGAUCCUCAUUUAAAUCAGUCUGUUCCUCAGAGUCAAGUAAAACCAGUAGGCACGUCCCACUACCAAACGUUUGAUCUAAACAGUCCUCCAAAUCGAGAUCCACGCUCUAGGGCCAGGAGCCGCUGCCAAACCCUUCCACCCAGACAGAAAGGGGAUCAACCUGGAGACAGCUCAAGCAGAACCAGCCACUCCACCAGCUUUGUACAUUACAACCAGAAUUUUCCUCAAGAAAUUAGUCAGCUCUUACAAAAUACUCCCACUGCACCUUUACAACCUCAAUCUAAAAAUCCUUCCAGCAAACCAUCUUCUAAAACAGAGCUCCAGUCAGAAGCACUGCCAUGUUCUCCAUCUGAACCGGAAAUGACAAGCAGCCAGCAAGCCUUGGCACAGUCACACUCCAAGCCAGAGCUUUCAAUCAGCCAAUCAACAGCAUUGCCACGCCCUCCAUCCAGACCGGAUCUUUCAGUUAGUCAGUCAGUGGUACUACCAAGACCCCCAUCCAAACCUGAGCUGAUAGGGAGUAUUGCAAAAGGACUUCCACUCCAGGACCCAGCCACCAGAACCAAGUCCCGAUGUCAGACUCUUCCACCCAGAUAUAGAGGACCGGAUACAGUGGAAAGCUCACUCAGAACCACCCACUCCACCAGCUUCACAAAUAUCAACAAAAAGUCAUCUCCAUUACCCAGUGAUGUGACACACAACACCCAUGUGUAAGAAAGAUUGGAUUGGACAAGGCCAAGUUCUGAUCCAGCCCCCUCCAGCAGCUCUCAACCAAUCACCUCUUUCAGUGCCAGGAAACCUCGAUGGCUGCACAGUCAUCAGGGGUUCGUCUA
Messenger RNA from Ictalurus furcatus (blue catfish), 4274 nucleotides. It is a transcript of the gene ano2a, whose product is annotated as anoctamin-1. Gene Ontology annotation, cellular component: plasma membrane. Lineage: Eukaryota; Metazoa; Chordata; Actinopteri; Siluriformes; Ictaluridae. Gene Ontology annotation, biological process: chloride transmembrane transport. The transcript is spliced from 27 exons. Gene Ontology annotation, molecular function: protein dimerization activity; chloride channel activity. The coding region runs from base 1 to 4155 and encodes 1384 amino acids. The record is from RefSeq and is a predicted model, not a curated record.